Polistes dominula (European paper wasp) is the source of this 927-nucleotide messenger RNA. RefSeq lists its product as uncharacterized. The record is from RefSeq and is a predicted model, not a curated record. NCBI's taxonomy places the organism in Eukaryota, Metazoa, Arthropoda, Insecta, Hymenoptera, Vespidae.
CGCAACGUGGAAAAAAAUAAAACUAAUGAAAGAUUAUCUAGGUGAAUUGUUAAACGUUAAUUUGUUUAAAAUUAAUUUUAUAAUAAUUGACAAAAAUUUAUACAGAAUAUAUUUUUCAGGUAUCAAGAAAAUAUGAUAACACGUUCUAAAGGUUAUAUCCGUGAUCUAGAAAAAAAAUAUUUAAAUCAUCGUCGAGAUAAUCGACGUUAUCGUGAAAUGAUUGCAAAUGAUGUUACGUUGAAAACUUGUCUCGAGUUAGCACCUUUCUUGCAAGAUCAAUAUCAACAAAAGUGUGACGUAUAUACUGUUCGUUUAAAAAAUGAAAAUGGUCAGAAGAUGAUGGAUCAUUCGUUUAAUCAUCGAAAUGACGUUCCUUACUCGAAACAAAAAUAUGUCAUUGGAUAUUCCGAAGAUUGUGAACCGAAUGAAUCGAAUUUAUCUUUAAAUUAUUACGAAUCAUCGAACGACAGGUUUAAUCAAAACAAUUCGGAGAUGUUAUCGACCUAUCAGGAAGAAACAGUCGGUGAUAAUCAAUAUUUCACGAAUAAAAAUGAAAUAUCUAUGGAUGAUGAUUCGAAAGGAGAUAAAAUUCGUAAAAGAAGAAAAAGAAGAAAAAUCAUUGGAAUACGACAAAUGCACGGUGAUACUAUACCAGAAAUGUCUUACAACGAAAGUUCUUAUACGAGUUUAGAUGCGGAAGCGGAUGACGAAAAUUCGCAAUGUGGAAAUGAAAUAGAAAAGGGAUUGAAAUUUUGUAAAAAAAGAAACGUCGAGGAAACUACGACGACGAUGAGUACGUCGAUGGGAGGAGGAUAUCAUAGCUCGUCUUCCAGUGAAAUUUUAUUUCCUUCGAGAAUACGACGCAAUAGACGAUCAUUCCUAUAAGAUUAAUACUUUUUCUUUCUUUUUGUUUGUUUGUUUGUUUUU